Molecule: messenger RNA, 1254 nt
Organism: Solea senegalensis (Senegalese sole)
Lineage: Eukaryota; Metazoa; Chordata; Actinopteri; Pleuronectiformes; Soleidae
Product: olfactory receptor 4Q2-like
Exons: 1
Coding region: 52-975 (307 amino acids)
Biological process (GO): G protein-coupled receptor signaling pathway
Cellular component (GO): membrane
Molecular function (GO): G protein-coupled receptor activity; olfactory receptor activity
Source: RefSeq, a predicted model, not a curated record
CAGUGUUGAAUGUCUUUGUAAAUGUAAAUAAUCCAGGAGAGAACUUUGAAUAUGAUGGAUAAUGUUUCAGUCAUUUCUAUGUUUACUCUGACGGGGUUUAACGGCACAGCAAACCACAGAGUCACUCUCUUUGCUCUCACCCUGCUGUGCUAUGGUGUGAUUUGGCUGGCAAACAUGACCAUUAUUGUGACAAUCUGUAUGGACAAAUCUCUUCACGAGCCCAUGUACAUCUUCCUAUGUAACCUGUGCAUCAAUGGACUCUAUGGGACUACAGGUUUUUAUCCAAAAUUACUCAGUGAUCUUUUGUCUUCCACUCAUGUCAUCUCUUACAGUGGAUGUCUCCUGCAGGGCUUUGUGAUGCACUCUUCAGUUUGUGCAGAUGUAACUCUUCUAGCAUUAAUGGCCUUUGACAGAUAUGUGGCUCUGUGUCAGCCUCUGACAUACAACUCUGUGAUGACGAAGGGAAGAAUAUGUGUUCUUGUGUCCAUCGCUUGGCUUGUACCCAUUUAUUUGAUUUUGCAAUCGACAAUAGCAACAUCAUUAGCACGAGUGUGUGGCUCACAUAUACCAAGAAUCUACUGUAUUAAUUAUUUUGUCAAUAGACUCGCUUGUACUGCCUCAUUAGCCAGUGUUGGUGUUCCAGCAUUUAACUACACCAUUUAUGUGCUGUAUUUCUUUUCUAUUGUGUGGUCUUACAUCCACCUGAUCAAAGAAUGCAUCAUUUCCAGUGAGAACAGAAGCAAGUUUAUGCAAACAUGUCUGCCACAUCUCUUCUGUCUCACUAUCUUAUUGUUAAGUAUGUUUUUUGACUUGAUGUACAUACGAUUUGGCAACAACGGUAUAUCACACCAUGUCGGGAAUUUCAUGUCCAUUGUAUGUCUCGUCAUCCCUCCCAUCUUCAACCCCCUGAUAUACGGUUUGAAGUUGACACAAAUAAGAAAAAAGAUCACGCAAUUUUUCAUCAGAAAGAAGUAGAAGAAGUUCAUGUUGUAUGUUGUCGUCUGCCUUGUUGAAGUGCAAGGAAGGAACGUAUAAGAAAUAUUUUUGUCAUUUUCUGUUAUAAUCUUAUUUUUUUGGCGUGCAUCUAUUUUUCAGUUUUAAUGGAUGCACUGGUUAUGUAGCAUACAUAUAGUGAAUUGUACUGUGUUGAUUAGAUAGUUUAUAAUCUACAUGGGAAGUGUUGCUAUUCUUGCUUUUAACUAGUCUAGAGCUGAAACAAUUACUUGAUGAAUCGAUUAUUAAUCCAUUACUAAA